Messenger RNA from Frankliniella occidentalis (western flower thrips), 1987 nucleotides. RefSeq names its product congested-like trachea protein (gene colt). The transcript has a single exon. Gene Ontology annotation, biological process: carnitine transmembrane transport; mitochondrial transport. Lineage: Eukaryota; Metazoa; Arthropoda; Insecta; Thysanoptera; Thripidae. Bases 200 to 1114 code for a protein of 304 amino acids. Gene Ontology annotation, cellular component: mitochondrial envelope. The record is from RefSeq and is a predicted model, not a curated record. Gene Ontology annotation, molecular function: O-acyl-L-carnitine transmembrane transporter activity.
GAGAAGGAAAGAGAGAGAUAGAGAAAAUGUGACUGUAGUACAUGUGUGUGUGACUUGUGGUGUGGGUGUGACUUGUGAUUCUGGACUGCUGCUGCCCCCUGUAUUUGGCAUGAACUUUGCACAGUGAUCGGUGAUUUGUUUGCAGAGGAACCUAGUUCGCACAUUUUCGUCCACCUGAAUUGAAGGGAAUUUCUUCAAAAUGUCGGAAUCAUCGGAAAACCAAAGUCAAACCAAAACUAGCCCCAUAAAAUAUUUUAUCUCAGGUGGUUUUGGAGGUGUCUGCACAGUACUUAGUGGUCAUCCUUUGGAUACCAUUAAAGUUCGUCUACAAACUAUGCCUAAACCUGCUCCAGGCCAAUCGCCUAUGUAUGCGGGAACUUUCGAUUGCUUAAGCAAAACGGUCAAGCAGGAGGGCGUGAAGGGGUUAUACAAAGGGAUGGCUGCUCCUUUGACCGGCGUCGCCCCCAUCUUUGCCCUCAGUUUCUUUGGAUUUGGUCUUGGCAAGCGACUUCAACAGUCAUCAGAAGGAGAGGACUUGUCACUCAUUCAACUUUUCUACGCUGGAGCAUUUUCUGGAGUUCUUACUACUGUUAUUAUGUCUCCUGGAGAACGAAUCAAAUGUCUGCUACAAAUUCAACAGGCUGGUACAGGACCUGCAAAAUAUGCAGGUCCGAAAGACUGUGUAAGGCAGCUUUACAAAGAAGGAGGUCUUCGCAGUAUCUACAAGGGGACUGUGGCCACUCUACUUAGAGACGUUCCCGCCAGUGGCAUGUACUUUAUGUCUUAUGAUCUCAUCCAGCGUAGCUUAAAGAAAGAAGGACAAGAAAUUGGAUUAUUGUCUACAAUUUUUGCUGGUGGUAUGGCCGGUAUUGCUAAUUGGGCGGUUGGAAUGCCUGCUGAUGUUAUUAAAAGUCGCCUUCAAACUGCACCAGAAGGCACUUAUCCCAAUGGUAUCAGAGAUGUUUUUGGUAGCCUUCUCAAAGAAGAUGGACCUCGAGCGUUUUACAAAGGAGUUGUUCCUGUUAUGUUGAGAGCUUUCCCAGCAAAUGCUGCCUGUUUCAUUGGAUUUGAAAUUGCCAUGAAUGCCUUAAAUUUAGUAGCACCUAAUCUGUAGUGAGUGACUUUAAUGUACUAGUCCACAUGCAGUUUUAAAUCAGGCAUGACAGUUUUCACAUUAGUGUAAAGUCAUAUCUGCAUGCUUCAAAUAAACCAGUCAGGUAACAAUUUAAGAAAUUUUGUGAUCAUAAGAAUGGCUGUGCCUUGGGUACCUUUCAGUUAAAUGUCUUAUUGCCACCUUUAUGUCAAACAUCUCCCGUUUUGUUUUUUUUAUCAUGAACUUAACUGCUACUGUUGUUACGCUUUAGGUUAAACCUUGAAAGAGACUGUCCUUGCCUGUUGCUGUGAACUCUUUUAUAACUCGAAACCCUUACAAACAUGUGUGCAAGUGUAAGAGCCAAGGUGUUUCUCUUUAGGUCAGUAUUGAAAUGUGUUCUCAACAUAUAUAUUUUUACCUUUUUUUUUUAACUUUACCUAAGACGGGGACAUGCUGUUUGUUAAUAAUGUUUGUUAAUAAAUUAUAUUUUUGUAAUUGUUCUGUAUCUAAUAUUCCUAAAUGUCUGAUUUAUACUCUCAAAGUGCCUUUCAUUUUUUAAUCCAAUAUCUGUGUGUAUAUUGUAUCCGUUUCUGUCCAAUUUUCUUGCCUCUUACUUUUACCAGAGGGGUUUUAAGACACAAAGAUACUCAAGUCUGAUCUAAUUCUGUCUCAUUUUCGAUUGCAUGUACUUUAGUGAUUUCGCAUCUGAAGUGCUUGUUUUUAGUUGUGCCCUUUUGGCCCCUUGUAACCUACCUUCCUACUGUAUUAUUAACACACUAAUCAAGUCAAUGUCUUGUUAUAACUUGAGUCAAUCGUAUUUCUGUUCAAAUGGAAUUUUUCUUGUAUUUUAUAACACUGUUACAUUGGAAAUAAAUUUAAAACUAACUGUUGAAA